GGCGUGCGCGGUGACGGCCCGCGUCCCUGUUACUCAGCGGAGUGGUCGAGGCCGGACGACGCGUCCCGGAGCACGGAGCCACCAGCCAGCGCUGGGUAACGGCCACGGCGACUGCCCGGACGGCGCGGGUCUCCGCGGUGUGUUUCCCUGUCCUCGUCUGCCACGCUGCGGCUCAACUCUUCUACUAGAGAUGAGAGAUCAAAAGUAGACAAGGAAGACCACACAAGAGAAUUCCUUAUUGGACCCACCACUGCAACACCAGGGGACAACACAGGAUUGGGUGUCUUCUAGCUGCAAACCAACCUCUGGGUGAACUUUUGGAUGAAGCCAUUAAAUUAAGUGCUUGCCAUCAUGAGCAGAAGCAAGCGUGACAACAAUUUUUAUAGUGUAGAAAUUGGAGAUUCUACAUUCACAGUACUGAAACGAUACCAGAAUUUGAAACCCAUAGGCUCCGGAGCUCAAGGAAUAGUAUGUGCAGCUUAUGAUGCCAUUCUUGAAAGAAAUGUUGCUAUCAAGAAGCUAAGCCGGCCAUUUCAGAACCAAACACAUGCUAAGCGGGCCUACAGAGAGUUAGUUCUUAUGAAAUGUGUUAAUCACAAAAAUAUAAUUGGUCUUUUGAAUGUUUUCACACCACAGAAAUCUCUAGAAGAAUUUCAAGAUGUUUACAUAGUAAUGGAGCUCAUGGAUGCAAAUCUUUGCCAAGUGAUUCAGAUGGAACUAGAUCAUGAAAGAAUGUCCUACCUUCUCUAUCAGAUGCUGUGUGGAAUCAAGCACCUUCACUCAGCUGGAAUUAUUCAUCGGGACUUAAAGCCCAGUAAUAUAGUAGUGAAAUCAGACUGCACUUUGAAGAUUCUUGACUUUGGCCUGGCGAGGACUGCAGGAACAAGUUUUAUGAUGACACCUUAUGUAGUAACUCGCUACUACAGAGCACCUGAGGUCAUCCUAGGCAUGGGCUACAAGGAGAACGUUGACAUUUGGUCAGUUGGGUGCAUCAUGGGAGAAAUGAUCAAAGGUGGUGUUUUGUUCCCAGGUACAGAUCAUAUUGAUCAGUGGAAUAAAGUUAUUGAACAGCUUGGAACGCCAUGUCCUGAGUUCAUGAAGAAACUGCAGCCAACAGUAAGGACAUACGUUGAGAACAGACCCAAAUAUGCUGGGUACAGCUUUGAGAAGCUCUUCCCCGAUGUGCUGUUUCCAGCCGACUCAGAGCACAACAAACUGAAAGCCAGUCAGGCAAGGGAUUUGUUGUCCAAAAUGCUGGUAAUAGAUGCAUCCAAAAGGAUCUCAGUAGAUGAAGCGCUGCAGCACCCCUAUAUCAACGUCUGGUAUGACCCUUCAGAAGCAGAAGCCCCACCACCAAAGAUCCCUGACAAGCAGUUGGAUGAAAGGGAACACACAAUAGAAGAAUGGAAAGAAUUGAUAUACAAGGAAGUGAUGGAUUUAGAAGAGAGAACCAAGAAUGGAGUUAUACGGGGGCAGCCAUCUCCUUUAGGUGCAGCAAUGAUCAAUGGCUCUCAGCAUCCAUCGUCAUCGUCGUCUGUCAAUGAUGUGUCUUCAAUGUCAACAGAUCCGACGUUGGCCUCGGAUACAGACAGCAGUCUGGAAGCCUCAGCUGGACCUCUGGGCUGCUGUAGAUGACUACUUGGGCCUUGUUGGGGGUGGGGAGGGAUGGGAGUCAGUUAGUCAUGGAUAGAACUACUUUGAAAACAAUUCAGUGGUCUUAUUUUUGAGUGAUUUUUUUCAAAAAAAAUGUAGAAUUCAUUUUUUUAGUAAAGUAGUUUAUUUUUUUUAAUUUUAAGUGAUGUAAUUUAAAACCUAAGUUGUAUUUUAAAACAGCAACAAAACUGUAUUGUAUUUUUGCUGUAAUUAAGUGUAUAAUGUAAACCUAAUUAUUUUAUCAUGGUUUAAAUUUUUGCAUAUUUGCUUUAUCUUAUGCUGCUGAUUUUUUUUACUGAAUUUGUAAGAUUUUGUUUAUCAAAGCAACUAUUAUGUGGUGACUUGCCUAUAUCAUGACUUAUUUAAGAUUUUUAUAGUUUUUUUAUUAGAAUUUAUUUCAGAUGUUUGUUCAUGAUGCUAUCCUUCAGGGUUAUGUGCAUAUCAAUGAAAUAACCCAGAGGAGUGAGGGAAGAUAACCUGUAGCCGGUUACAUUCAGGAAUAACUACUGUAAAUGGUGAACGUGUCAAGAGGCCUCCAGUUACUUGCUAUUUGCCCAUAUGGUUUAGUUAGGAAAUUGGUAGGCAAGCCUACCUAAAUUCUUGUAAAAGCCCCAUCACGUAAAUGCAGAAUAACUCAGAGCAUGUCUUUUAAACGAGAUGCCAGGCACACAUGACCACCUCCUUGGUCUUUUCACCCCACUGACAGAAAGUCGACUCAAGGAAGAUGAUGUAUUCUGCACAUUUGUGGCAUGCUCAAAACUUACGAUCACAUAAAGUCAAGAGGAUACUUCAUGAAUAAUACAUUUCAACGCAAAUAAACAGAUCGUUCCCUUCUACUAGCUAUGAGCCUGUUUUUGUACACACUAGAGUUAAUUUCCUCAGGCCGUAGGUCCUAGCAGUGGUCUAGAGUCUGCUCUUUUCUCUUUAGUGCAGCCUCAGGCCCUUGGACCUUUCUGGUUUCCUACUCUCCUUGGAGGCUCAGUCAGUCAAGCACCAGUUCUCAUGGUGUCCUGGCAGCUGGUUCUACCUGUAGCAUCAUCAUAUUUACACUAGCUGACAGGAGGUCCCAAAGCCUACUGCAAUUUGUGUAGGUGACACAUCAAAUGAGCAAUAUAUAGUUCAUCUGAAAAUAGUAGCACACAGCCAUAUGUAGGAUAUCAUUUUCUAAGGACUGUUUCUUCACAUUGAGCAGAGCAGGCAUAAAUGGUGGUCAUUUAGUCCAAGUCUUUCAUUUUUUAUACCUGAUUUUCAAUAGAACACACGAUGUGGAUAUUGAAAAGUGUAAGAAUGGUGCUGCUCCUGACAAGUGUGUGUUAACUGUUUACAUUUUAUAUCAGCAGAUUUAUUUCUCUAUAACUGAAUUUCUCCUAAGUCGUGUCUCAUGAGUUCUGAAAUAAUGUCUGUAAAGGCCCAGGCACCUUUGUGGUAUCUGGAACAAGAGGGAUUUCAUGUACUGAACUGGGGAAUGCAUACUGACAUGAGCAGCGAGGUUCUAGGCAGAAGCCACUGGAGCAUGUGACCAGCAGGAAUAAGGACAGCUGCAACUCCGCAAAUGUCUGAAAGCUUGCUUGGCAUUUUAUUUCUGUAUUUACAGCAAACUUCUUCUGAAUAAGAUACUUUAGGUCAUUGUUAAUGUGCAAUAUGUAAGAUGAAAAUACAGUAGCCUUUUUAUAUACGUUGAAAUAUAGCAGGCUUGUCUUUGAUGGUCUAAAACCUUGAUUUCCGCCUCUCGGUUUUCAUGGAGAUCCUUUGUGACUCCUGUGAUAGAGUGUGUUCAUUUACUAGCAAAUUAGACUUUUGAGAAUAUGAUGCAAGCUGGAGAAUCACAGGAUUUGGAGUCGUGAUGUUAGCAGGAGUUUGAACAUGAGUGUGUUCUUAUUUUCCAUUAGUUUCAUAGAUAAUUAGCUUUGUCUUUUCUAGGGUAUGUUGUCACAAUUGCACUUUAACAGCUGACACACUUUCAGAAGUGUCCAGUGUUUUCUGUUUGGUUGCCACUAAGUCAUCUCUCAGUGACGCAAGGAAAGCCCGUUCUGACUGUCGCUUGUAAAUGCCAGCUCCCACUUGCCAACCAUGAUCUUUCAGUUGAAUUCAAAGAAAACAAACUCAUUGCUUAAUGUAAACUAAAAAAAUGCUUCACAAAUUAUGUCCUGAAAGAAAGGUCUGUUAUGAAAUGCUGCGUGCUCUACUUUUAAAAGAAAUAUAUUGUCUAAACACACUGUCCCUCUGUGCUUAAAAAAUGUUAAUAUGUAUUUGUUUAUUUUUGAGUCUUCAAGCAUCUUAAACAUUUGUUUUCGAAAAGAAAUUACAAAUAACAUUUCUGUCAAGCAGUACUUGUGUUAAGCCACCUUUCUUGUAAUUUGUUUUCAGUUUUAUAUUUCUAGUAUGCCAAUUGUCUUACUAUCAGAAAAAGUGUGGUAGCCAUGAAUUACUGUUCAGCUGCUGUAGAUUAGGAAAGACAUCCAUUCUUUGUCCAUGUGUCUCUUAUCCACUUGUGUGUGCUGACCAUUUGUAAAGAUACUGUUGUUGGGACUGUUUGGUUGUACUGUACAUGAACAGAGCCUGAGCCCCUUCACACAGUUUGCCCAGUCAUUUUCAUUGUGCCAUGAUCCUUAGGCUGCUGGUCCCCCCAAGCUAGAACAAGCACAGCGUGCUCAGAGAAGCAGCAGCCUCCUGAGCGAGAAGGGCCCAAGAGAUUGUGUAUAGAGGAGCAGUUUUCUGGGAGCUUUUCUGUUCCUCUGCUCUAGGCUGAUUGUACCAUGUUGUCCAAACAGAUGAAGGUGAAGAGGAACUGACCCCAGUCUCAGAGUGUGACCAGCAGCAGGCAAGUGAAGCCAAUUUCUAGGUUACAAAUCCAAUUUGGUUUACACUAUUGGCUAGUGUCUGCUACACCGUGGAGACUUCACUCUAGUCUGUGUUGCCUAGGCACUAGCCUGCACAACGUUCUAGGGUUAAAAAUAAUAUAUUUUCAGAAAUACUGUUGUAGUUUGUGAGUGUUAUUCAUUAGUCACACAUUAGUGUUAGAGUGGAUGCAUGAUGCCCCUUGACCCUUGAGUAGAAAAUGGAGCACCACCCUGCCCAUCAGUAGCAGCCCUCUCCAGCGUCGCCUCCCCAUGCCCUGUUGCGUUUAGUGUGCAUUGUGUUUCUACUGAGCUCUUAGGAUUUUCCUGAGUCACGGGAAAUUCAUUUGUCCUUAAUGAAUUGCAGGAAAGAUGACAACAUAAAAGGGCAUUCAAGCAGAAAUGUAUAGUCUGGGGUAAGAUUGGAAAAUUUGUCAGAAAACCGACAUCUUAAUUAUUUCAGAGUAACUGCUCUUUGUUGGAAGUGCUCUUCAGGAGAGUUUAGUAAGAGUCAACACUUCUGGCCAUUUCCGGCUUAGAUUCUCUUCAUCACUGAAACUUCUGAGAACCUACUACCUGUGGAUUUGUUUUGCACAAUGUUCUCUUCUCACAAUGACUUAAAAUUAAACUAGGUUUUUAUUGAACUACCUCACACUAAUUUUUCUAUGCUUUCUCAAGUAAGCUGUUGCCCUUCCUGUUAGAUCUUUACUGAGUGUGACUUUACUGUGCGUUGAGUACUUAGUGGACAGUACCUACCAGUAAGUGUGUAAAAUAGACAACCUUGCAUCAGUAGGAGACGCUCACAUGUAAAAUCUGUAAAUCUUGGAAAGUUGUGUUAGACAUGCUUGUGGACAUCAUUACUGUCUGUUUUUGUAAGUAGAAACCUGCUCGUGAUAUCAGUCCAUUCUUUACAUUUUACAAAAGGAGUAAAUCUUAGUAAAUUUUACGAAGAAAUAAAUUACUUUUGUAGGCCCAAUAUUUGGUAUAUUUUUGAGAAGCUGUUAAUCUUUUAGCUGAAUGAUGAAGUUAAGCUGAAGUAGCUGUCUACCUGGACUGAGACAUCUAUUUUCUCAUUGCAGUCUUUUUUUUUUUUUCCUGUCCAACAGGUCUUUGAACCUGGAGACCCAAGUAUGGUCUUUGAUGUUUGUUUGCUUUUCUCCCAGUUCAUGUCAUUCCUUCCUCCUCCUCCUCCCUACCUUCCCUCUGUUCUGUUUCUCCCUUUCCCCUGCUCUCCCCACUCCUGGCCUCCCUCUCCUGUAGACAAAACAGAAUGGGGCACUCUGUAGGGAAUGCUGAGAUCAUUAUUGUGGUUUUUAAUCAUUCAUGCCCUAGUCAUUGAACAUGCACCACUGGAAUGGAAACAAUGUUAUCUAGUAUGUCAACUGGUUAUAUUAUUUUAAAUAAAAAAGAAAAAAGUGGUAUGAA
Messenger RNA from Perognathus longimembris pacificus (Pacific pocket mouse), 5915 nucleotides. RefSeq names its product mitogen-activated protein kinase 8 (gene Mapk8). NCBI's taxonomy places the organism in Eukaryota, Metazoa, Chordata, Mammalia, Rodentia, Heteromyidae. The record is from RefSeq and is a predicted model, not a curated record. The transcript is spliced from 13 exons. Bases 352 to 1635 code for a protein of 427 amino acids. Gene Ontology annotation, biological process: JNK cascade; protein phosphorylation. Gene Ontology annotation, molecular function: ATP binding; JUN kinase activity. Gene Ontology annotation, cellular component: nucleus; cytoplasm.